CCUGGUGCCUGAUCUUCCAGAUAAGAAUCGGUGCCUUAUCUUCCUCGAAAACUUUUCCGAAAAUGAGCAGCGGGAACUGAUGAAGGAUAUGACUGGGCGAUACGACUGGCCAAAGAUCAAGGAGAAUCUGCUGGCUGGAAGCUUCGACCAGAUACUUUACCGUCUCCUGAAGCAGCAAAAGGAGGACCGCGAGAAGGAAGGGGUAAGCACGGACAAGGAUCAGGCCAUUUACAAAACCCUGACUGAUAUGCGGAACAUGAUGGCUGACAUGAAGGAGGAAAGGUUAAAGUUGCAAAUGAUGAUGGUCCAAACAAAGGGUGGAAAAAGGAAGGGAAAAGCUCCCGUCGUGGAGGAAGUGAGUAGUAGCAGCAACGAAGAGGAAGAUGAGGAGGAAGUGGAGCCCGCUCGAAAAUUGACCAAGGCAGAACGGAAGGCCCUGAAUCAAAUACGAGGAGGGCAAGGCACUAGCAAAAAGCAACGAAACAAUAAUGGAGGAGGUGGACAAGGAAGCAACCAGGAACAGGCGGCGCAGACCCCUCCUCAGCAACCCCAACCUCAGGCAGGAGGCCGAGGCCGAGGUCGAGGUAGAGGACAAGGCAUUGGGGGAGGCCGAGGAAAUGGGGGCGGCCGAGRCAAUUGGCAGAAUUGGUUUUGCAAGUAUUGUGGCCUAGAUGGRCAUGGGAUACGGUCUUSGCAGACCGUUACCAAAGAUGAAAACGAUAAGGUUAUAUAUACGAAUAUCCGAGGUGAGGUCUACGACUUCGAAGGGAACCUCAUCGAUCCCAAUGUGGAGGGAGGAAUGAGAAAGGAGGUUUUUCGACGUAUAGGGCGAGAUCUUCCGGCAACUUUCCGACURGCUUCCUCGGAAGAAGUCGAACAGAUUGAGUUGGAAGCGGCGAUGGAAUCAUUGACGAUUGAAGAUGCCAAGACCGGGGAUGAAGAUGGGCAGCCAUCCACGGGGGAGCGGCAGACAGGCAGACAUGUGGNGGAAGAUGAGGAGGAAGUGGAGCCCGCUCGAAAAUUGACCAAGGCAGAACGGAAGGCCCUGAAUCAAAUACGAGGAGGGCAAGGCACUAGCAAAAAGCAACKAAACAAUAAUGGAGGAGGUGGACAAGGAAGCAACCAGGAACAGGCGGCGCAGACCCCUCCUCAGCAACCCCAACCUCAGGCAGGAGGCCGAGGCCGAGGUCGAGGUAGAGGACAAGGCAUUGGGGGAGGCCGAGGAAAUGGGGGCGGCCGAGRCAAUUGGCAGAAUUGGUUUUGCAAGUAUUGUGGCCUAGAUGGRCAUGGGAUACGGUCUUSGCAGACCGUUACCAAAGAUGAAAACGAUAAGGUUAUAUAUACGAAUAUCCGAGGUGAGGUCUACGACUUCGAAGGGAACCUCAUCGAUCCCAAUGUGGAGGGAGGAAUGAGAAAGGAGGUUUUUCGACGUAUAGGGCGAGAUCUUCCGGCAACUUUCCGACURGCUUCCUCGGAAGAAGUCGAACAGAUUGAGUUGGAAGCGGCGAUGGAAUCAUUGACGAUUGAAGAUGCCAAGACCGGGGAUGAAGGAAGAUCACGGCUGUGGGGGAGCCAUAGCCGGGAGGCUGCCGCUGGAUUGGGUGGUGCGGCGGAAGCGCUUCCAAAAUUGUGCGGCGGCAGCACUGGUUCUCUUGGUGGGACGGCGGAAGCGCUGCCGAAUUCUUGGGGCGGCAGCGUUAGUCUUCUUGGCGAUGCGGCGGAAGCGCUGCCGAAAUUGUGCGGUGGCAGCGCUGGUUCUCCUGGUGGGACGGCGGAAGCCCUGCUGAAAUUGUGCGGUGGCAGCGCUGGUUCUCCUGGUGGGGCGGCGGAAGCGCUGCCGAAUUCUUGGGACGACAGCGCUAGUCUUCUUGGCGAUACGGCGGAAGCGCUGCCGAAAUUGUGCGGCGGCAGCGCGGAUUCUCUUGGCGGUACGGCGAGGGCGCUACCAGAUUUUGUGGCAACAGUAUUUUGCACAAGACUGCGAAAAGGGGGGUUGGACAUUGCCGCAGGGACGUUUCUCACGGAGUUUGAACGAGUUGCGCGUCUGGUGCCUGAUCUUCCAGAUAGGGAUCGGUGCCUUAUCUUCCUCGAAAACUUUUUCGAAAAUGAGCAGCGGGAACUGAUGAAGGAUAUGACUGGGCGAUACAACUGGCCAAAGAUCAAGGAGAAUCUGCUGGCUGGAAGCUUCGACCAGAUACUUUACCGUCUCCUGAAGCAGCACCGCGAGAAGGAAGGGGUAAGCGCGGACAAGGAUCAUGCCAUUUACAAAACCCUGACUUAUAUGCGGAACAUGAUGGCUGACAUGAAGGAGGAAAGGCUGUGGGGGAGUCAUAGCCGGGAGGCUGCCGCUGGAUUGGGUGGUGCGGCGGAAGCACUGCCGAAAUUGUGCGACGGCAGCGCUGGUUCUCCUGGUGGGACGGCGGAAGCGCUUCCUAAUUUUUGGGGCGGCAACGCUAGUCUUCUUGGCGAUGCGGCGGAAGCGCUGCCGAAAUUGUGCGGUGGCAGCGCUGGUUUUCCUGGUGGGACGGCGGAAGCGCUGCCGAAUUCUUGGGACGGCAGCGCUAGUCUUCUUGGCGAUACGGCGGAAGCGCUGCCGAAAUUGUGCGGCAGCAGCGCGGAUUCUCUUAGCGGUGCGGCGAGGGCGCUACCAGAUUUUGUGGCAACAGUAUUUUGCACAAGACUGCGAAAAGGGGGGUUGGACGUUGCCGCAGGGACGGUACCGCCGAGGUGGAAGUGCGCCUUGGGAUAGGAAGAGUGUGGUGAUCGUUUUGUUGAGGACGUUGCGGCAUGUGGCACUUGAGGGAAUGGUCAAGGYYAUA
Chara braunii is the source of this 2819-nucleotide messenger RNA. The record is from the annotation of a GenBank genome assembly. Lineage: Eukaryota; Viridiplantae; Streptophyta; Charophyceae; Charales; Characeae.